Cervus elaphus (red deer) is the source of this 9859-nucleotide messenger RNA. RefSeq names its product calcium/calmodulin dependent protein kinase IV (gene CAMK4). The transcript has 10 exons. Gene Ontology annotation, molecular function: ATP binding; calmodulin binding; calcium/calmodulin-dependent protein kinase activity. Gene Ontology annotation, biological process: protein phosphorylation. NCBI's taxonomy places the organism in Eukaryota, Metazoa, Chordata, Mammalia, Artiodactyla, Cervidae. The record is from RefSeq and is a predicted model, not a curated record. The coding region runs from base 1073 to 3004 and encodes 643 amino acids.
GUAAACUCUGGGAGUUGUUGAUGGACAGGGAGGCCUGGCGUGCUGUGAUUCAUGGGGUCACAAAGAGUUGGACACGACUGAGGGACUGAACUGAACUGAAUUUGGUAUUAAUUGAAUUUGUGUGAAUCUACAUGUACUUGCUGUUCUUUAGGCCAUUUGUAAACUGAUCAUAUGCUGAUCUUCAUAAAAUUAUCUGUGAAGAAUAGUUUCUGAAUUUACUUUUAAUUGUCAAUGAAAUGAUGAGUCACAUUCCUGUCAUUAAUUAGAUAGAUUUUGGGGUUUUUGCUUGUUUUAUUUUUGGUAGUUCACCAAUAUAGCACAAAAGCUCUUAAGAGUGAUAAAUUAAUCAGUAAUAGAAGAAACUAUUGGACCAUGUUUACUGGUAUAAUCAGGAAUGGAGACACUGAAAAGAGUUUAGUACAUGUUGCGGGAGAGAAAAAAAAAGACUAAUACGUGUGAAGAUUAAAUAAAGGGCUCAAAGUUAUUUAGCCAGAAAGAUGUGAUGUAAUGUCUUUAUGUAUACAAAGAUUCAUUACAGAAUAUAAUGACUAGUUAUUGUUCAUCUCUGUUGAAAUCUAAAAAGAAAAAUGUUCAAGGGUAGAAAUAUUCAAUGUAAACUUAACCAAUACUUAGAACGAUAGUCUGAAGGUUGAUGGACAGACAUUAGAAGACUUGUGAUGGGACAGCUCUCUUGGGAAGAGGAAAGAGCUUUAAAUAUAGCAGUCUCCUCUGUCAUGAAUGAUGCCAAGUCCCGCGUUAUGGCAGAGGGCUGGACUAGUUGGCUUCCAGAGGCCCCUUCCAAACCUGGAAUUCUCUGGUCACUUCUGCCGCUAGCCUUCAGAAGCUGGAGUCAGCCAGUCACAGCAGCCAGCUGCCCUUUCAGGAGCUCCAGCAGUGCCGAGGAGGCAGCGCGAGCAGCAGCUGUCCCCGCCGGAGAUUUCGUCCAGAGGGAGUCAGGUCAGCGCGUCCCUUCCUCCGCCUUCCCGGCUCUGCGCGCCGCGGCUCCGGAGGCCCGGCGGCCGUGGGCCGGACACCCCAGCCACCGACACGCCCUCUGACGGGGGCAGGCGGGAUGGCUGUUGCGCUGGCGCUGGUGGAGGGCCUCGCACCGGGCGGCUCGGGUGGCACCACCCCACCCGUCCCCGUGACGCCGCCCUGCAGGGCGCCGGCCCAGGUGCCCCCGGGCACGCGGUCGCGCCCCGGCCCCGGCCCCGGCCCCGGCCCCGGCCCCCGGCCCCCGGCCCCGGCUCCCGCGGGAGGGCGCGGGAGGGAUGCUCCGGCCGGGGGGCUCACCCAGUCUCCCGCAUCCGUACCCGCCCCGCGGGCUCCGCGCAGAGGAGGGAAAGAGGAGGGCUGGGGAGGCUGGGUGCUGGAGGAGGGAGCGCGGGGCGGCGCCGCUCCCGGCCACAGCCUCCGCCCCUCCCGCGGGCGGCUCGGCUCUCCUGCACCCUCUCCCGGUCUCUCGCGCCCCCGCACGUCUCCUAGCGCUGAGGGGAGCGCAGCCCGCGCGGAGGGGAGCGCAGUCCGCGCGGAAGGGAGCGCAGUCCGCGCGGAGAGGAGCGCAGCCGCGCGGAGGGGCCGGCGGGGGCGCGCGCUUGCAGGGCGCCGCUCGCGCCGGCGCUCGCGGGCGGGGACGCGCGGGGGCUCCUCGCUCCGGCAAACGGCGGCGGCGCCAGCGGAGCCCCGCCGCGAAGAUGCUCAAAGUCACGACGCCCUCGUGCUCCGCCUCGUCCUGCUCCUCGGUCACCUCCACCGUGGCCCCGGGGCCCGGGAGCCUGGUGCCGGAUUACUGGGUCGACGGCUCCAACAGGGAUGCUCUGGGCGAUUUCUUCGAGGUGGAGUCGGAGCUGGGACGGUGGACAAAAAAAUCGUAAGAACUGAGAUAGGAGUUCUUCUUCGCCUCUCACAUCCAAACAUUAUAAAACUUAAAGAGAUAUUUGAAACCCCUACAGAAAUCAGUCUGGUCUUAGAACUCGUCACAGGAGGAGAGCUGUUUGACAGGAUUGUGGAAAAGGGAUAUUAUAGUGAACGAGAUGCCGCAGAUGCUGUCAAACAGAUCUUGGAGGCAGUCGCUUACCUACAUGAAAAUGGGAUUGUCCAUCGUGAUCUCAAACCAGAGAAUCUUCUCUAUGCAACUCCGGCACCAGAUGCACCGCUCAAAAUUGCUGAUUUUGGACUCUCCAAAAUCGUGGAACAUCAAGUACUCAUGAAGACAGUAUGUGGAACCCCAGGAUACUGCGCACCUGAAAUCCUUAGAGGCUGUGCCUAUGGACCCGAGGUGGACAUGUGGUCUGUGGGAAUAAUCACCUACAUCUUACUUUGUGGAUUUGAACCAUUCUAUGAUGAGAGAGGUGAUCAAUUCAUGUUCAGGAGAAUUCUGAAUUGUGAAUAUUACUUCAUCUCCCCCUGGUGGGAUGAAGUAUCUCUGAAUGCCAAGGAUUUGGUCAGAAAAUUAAUUGUACUGGAUCCUAAGAAAAGGCUGACUACCUUUCAAGCUCUCCAGCACCCGUGGGUAACAGGUAAAGCAGCCAACUUUGUACACAUGGAUACAGCUCAAAAGAAGCUCCAAGAAUUCAAUGCCCGGCGCAAGCUCAAGGCGGCGGUCAAGGCCGUGGUGGCCUCCUCCAGGCUCGGCAGUGCCAGCAGCAGCCACAGCAGCGUCCAGGAGGGUCGCGCUAGCCGGGAGCCAUCUCCACCUCAGGCUGGCGACGAGGGCGUUCCGGGGGGCGAGGGGCCCCCUGGGGCAGCUGAAGGGGCUGGGGUGGAGCUACCGGAGGUGCAGGCGGGGGAGGAGGUCAGCGGUGAUGAUGGAGACCCGGCCCCCAGGAUGGAGCCCGCGGUGUGGGAGGAGGAGAUGGAGGGGACCGACCCGGAGAUGGAGGGGCACCCGGCCGGGGAGACGCGGGCGACCGCUGGAGCUGCGGCAGCCCCUGGAGGAAGCGAGGAGGACCCUGCCCUGGAGGUCGGAGCUCAGCAGGGUGACUCAGUCCUGCCGGAGGACUAGUGGCUUUCUUCCCAUGUGGGAGCCAAAUCUGGGCACUUUGUGCGUUUUGUCCUUCAGCAAGGAAGGUGGAAGCAUGAUGUGCACUAUAGUGUGAUUCUUUUUCUGAGGUGCAAAAAAUACAUACGUAUCAGUUGGUAAUCCUAACUUCAAUGCAUGUGACUGCUUUAUGAAAAAAUAGUGUCUCCUAUGGUACGUAAUGGAUAUCAGAUACUGAUGAAUUAAAUUUGAAAUUGCAAGUAAACACAACAUAUAAAAACAUACAUUUUCAGGGACCAGUAGUGGCACAGUUGAGGUAAAUAGUAACAAAUUGUUUUUGCUUUGAAAACCUGGUCAUCCUUCACCCUUUGGAUUUCUUCAGAAGGUAAUUCCUUUGGACUGUUGCUCAGCUAAUACUAGGUAGAGCUAUAAGAUGUAUUCCCAUGACAUUUACAAUAUCUUCAGUAAUGUGUUCAAACUGUUUACAAGAAGAUGGUUAGGUUAUAGUUGUAUGUGCAAAAAAAAGUUGCAAAAAUACCACUUAUAAUGGUAAGAAACUGAAGCGUAUUUUAAGGGCUAUGAAACCAUAUGCCCGUAAACCUUGUGUGGAGAAUGCUUUUUUUAUCUUGUCUUUAUUUAUAUACACCAUAUUACUAAUAACCCAAAAUGUUCUAUCACAAAAUUCUACCAUUUUAUAGUCCUGGAAAAAAGUCUUUUACAAACUCAUGCUGAGGAAUUUAUUCUCAGCUUCACCUGCUCCCUAAUAAGAAGUCCUUAUGAUGGGCAGCACUUAGAAGUGGGAAAAAGAAACUUAGAGAAAAAAGAAAAACUGGACUUAGACUGUGAAGACUGACUUUGCCAUUUCAAAUAAAAUUGAAUUUAUUCAUGAGCUUGUACAGUUUUAAAGAUAGGAACAUUUUUAUGGAUAAAUUCUAUACUAACCAAGGUUCUAAAUUUAUAAAAAAUCUAUACGAAUGGCUGGUGCAAAAAUGUCUGAAUAGAGUGAGAGUAAUAUCCCACUGUAAGAUCAUUCAUUAUUUAAUUCACUAUAGUAAGGAAGGGGCUUCCCCAAUGGCCCAGCAGUAAAGAAUCAGCCUGCGAUGCAGGAGAUGUGGGUUUGAUCCCUGGGUCAGGAAGAUUCCCUGGAGGAGGAAAUGGCAACCCACUCCAGUAUUCUUGCCUGGAAAAUCCCAUGGACAGAGGAGCCUGGUGGGCUAUAAUCCAUGGGUUUGCAAGGGAUCGGAUACAAUUGAGCAUGCACACACAUAGUAAGAAAACAUUUUUGUUUAUAAAAGUUCUUUUUUCCUUCAAUUGAUGGUUCUUUAGAUAUAUUGCUUAUGGGCUAAAGAUAUUUCUAAAAAGCUAGUAUACUUUUUUCUCAUGCUUGGAAUGGAAGCACUCAUAAUUCACAAUUUAGUUUUGAAAGUUUCCAUGUUGAAAAACUUAGGACAGUGCAACUUUUCAUUUAGUUUAAUAAACAAAAACAAAGGGAAAAAAUAAACUUUGAUUUAAAAUCAGACUCUUGAGAAGCUGUAACAUUAGACCUAAUACUUCACCAUGAUUUUUUUCAAAAUAUUUUUCUUUGGUUUUCACAUAAACACUUUUUACUUAUAAAAACUCACAGUUAAAUUCCAAACAUCUCAGAUUUAUCUCUAGUUUGAGCUUAAAUGGACAUUUUAAUCAACUUAGUUAUAUAGCAUAUUUUAGUAGGUUUCCUUAAUUUAAAAAAAUUAUUUUCAGGCCAAAAUUUUGGACAAUAAAAAUGACUAUCAGAUAAAAAUCCUCAUCAAAAAGAGAGGUCUUAAAUUCUUUUGGUGAUUCCUCAGAACUAUUAAGUUGGAAAAUUAAACCUAUGGAUUCUGGGGACUGUCAGACCUUGUAGACGUUCUGCUUUCCAAGUGCAGGUCUUAACUUCACUACUGUUCUCAUGAGGAAAAUAAAGGAGGACUUCUUGUCUUCCCUCAUAUAAGGGCCUGACGGGUCACUGACAUGGAAGAGGAGGCCCACAAGGCUCACAGCUGUGAGCAUCUGAGAAAGAAUGCUUUAGUUUGUUUUAUGUUCAUUAACUAGUAGAGACUAUUUAUCUUCUUUACUGUCUCUUUCCUUCUUUAUUCUCUCAGUUUCCAUUUUAGGUAUUAUAAGAGGCUGACUAGGUUUAACCUUUUAAGAAUGCCUUAUUCCCUAAGCAUUAAGAUUUCCAUUUUAGUGGCCGAGUAAUAUUCCAUUGUGUAUAUGUACCACAGCUUUCUCAUCCCUUGUGUCCUUUCCCGAGGAGACUUCCUGUGAAGUCUCUCUACAUGGUUAGGUGAUAGAUGGCAAGCGCCCCAUAUAUUUGGAAAAGGGAAGAAGAGAGGGAAAGGAAUCUUAAUGGAAUGGGGCAUACAGUCAGAUGAAGACACAGGGUCCCCCCAGCCCACGUCCCUGUCCCCCCAGCCCCCGUAUCACCCCAGCCCUCUCGGCUGCCUGCAUGGGUCGGACCUGGGGACCGUGUUGUGUGAAGAGCGCUGCAGAUCCAGGAGCCAGUGUGCGUUUAAGAACUCACCCAGUUACACCAGCGCACACGCCCGCUCCCUGAGGAGUGAGGGUGUGAGUGUCAUUUCCUCUUUUUAACCUGCAGCUUGCAUUCUCAAAAUGAGAGGGAGUUUUAGAUAUUGAUUUGAAUGUUAAAAAUUAAGACCUGAUAAUGCCUAAACGACUGAGAGAGUCAUUUCAGUGGAAAACAAGCUUUCACAAAAAUCUAUCAUUUCAUCCAAAUGAUUCAACCUGAGAUUUCAUAGAGAUGCUAUUUAAAUUACCAUAGUUAACAUUUUUGAAAAAACAAUACACAUUUAUAUUCCCUGUUAAAAUGGGAUAUAUUAUCUCUCUCAAAGAGUACUUAGCUAAAUAAUAGUAGACUAAUGCAGAUAGAACCUUAACUUGAUGAAUUAUUUUGUAAUGUUUCCUUUAUUUGAUGAUAUAGUCACAAAGCAAAAUGAUCAAGGGAAUUUCAGCAAACAAUAAACUACAUUUUGCAUUUUAGAACUGACAGUUAUUAUAUUGUGUUAUUGAUUUUUGUUCUCAAAUAAGUUCAGAUACAUAGCAUAAACCAGACUAUUUUGCCACAGAGACGAACAAUCUUGAAUUAUUUUCCCCAUUAAAAAAGUCUAAUUGGAAUCCCAGUGGUUUUUUCUCAAACCAGAAGAGCACAUUUGUCCCACAAAUACAUAAGUAAGGUAGAAAUUAGAAUGACACUGUUAUAGACGUUAUUGUCUAGAAAAAGUCCCGCCUGAUAUGAAUGAUACAAGCCACAUAUGUAAUUUUAACUUUUCUCUUAGACACAUUUUUUAAAGUAAAAAAAAAAAGCUGAUAAAAUUAACUGUAUAUUUUAAUAUAUCCAAACUAUUAUUCUAAUAUAUAAUCAAUAUGAAAAACUAACACAAUGUUUUAAAUUUUUUAUUUUUGUAUUGAGUUUUGAAAAGUGGGAUGUGUUAGCAUUUUGGUGCAUCAAGUGACCAGCAGCCACCUGUGAGCAGUGGCUGCUCGUCUGGAAGAGCGCCGGGCCAGAGCACCGUGAGAGCAAAGGACACUCGAACGUCUGCGCGUGGGUCUGAGCUGCCUCAGUUUCCCACACUGAUCAGUUGGCAGGAGGCCAAAAAGAAAAUGUUUCAGAAAUGUCAUAGACUUAAGUGAGUACAAACUCUGUUGGCCACGUCUGUUCCAUCAGGUGCUUCAGAGGAGGCGUGUCUCCCAGCGUGACUUUAGAGAACUGUGCUUUCCUGCGCGUCGGUAAGUUGUCCGUUGGCCACAGCUCCUCUCAUCCCUCUUUGGACCCCGGAAUCUGGACCACAGGCCAGAGUCUCGGACAGCCAUGAAUCCAGUCAUGUUCUCACAAACCAAAAUCUACGGUGGGCGAACAGGUUUCCUCAUUCAAGAAGGGCUGCACAUAGAACCUCAGUGGGAUUUUGUAGGCUUCUGAAACACAGAUUUACAUGAUAAAGACUGAUGAAGAUGACAUCAUCUCUGCUAUCCCUAAAAUGAGACUAUGACCAUCGGUUGACAUUUUUUAGAUUUCUUUAGACGGGUUUAAUCAACACUGCCAUUACGCAUUGAUUCAAAAGACUUUUGGAAUUUUCUUAAAUAUUGCUAUGUUACAAUAAUCCUCAAGGUUCUAUAGCCACUUUUAGUGGCAGACGUUAAAAGGAACAGUUUGCCUUUUACUGUGACCUCAAUUACAUAGUAUUUUAACCAUAUUUUGUAAUUUAGAAUGUUUAGCAAUCCUUAUUUUUCUGGUUUCACAUGCAGGGUAACUGCUUGUGGAUUGCCCGUAGGCUGAAGAUUUAGAGAAAGUAAUUUUGUUUUUGUUUCAUAAUUCAGUUAUUUCACAGAAGCAUCUGGUUGCAUUUCAAAUUGCAAAAUAAAAGAAGUAAAUGUCAAAAAGACAAAAGAUAAAAUCAGUAAAGCAUUCUGUUUUAGGAUUGUCUUUGCAAAGCAAAUACAAAAAGUCAAAAAAGUGAAUAAGCAUUAGGUUUUCCCUGAUGAGGCUGACUCCACAUAAAUUGACUUAAGUAUGCUAAGCAGAGUCAGUUGCAUACUUACGAUGCCAUUAUGUAAUUUACUUGUCGUUGCAGAGCAUUCAGUCUGGUCACCGAGGUCUACUUUAGCUGGCGCAAAAUUUCCAGACAUUCACUUGUAUAAUAGGAUUUGUAAUAUCCUUGUAAUUGCUUCCUGUUUGGUCACAUUCAAAUUUCCUCAGUGUUGAUCACUGACAUGUUUCUGAUCAGGGUCAUUGCUAACGUUUUGAGUGUUUAUUGGUUAAAAAUUGCUUACUGGUUAGACCUUCAGCGUUUUUUGAAAACAUUUGUGCACAUAUAAUCUCAAUAUUGGUAUUGUAAUACUCAAAACCACAUGAUAAGCAGAAAUGUAGCCAAUAAUUUUCUACAACUUUUUUUGUUCAAAGUUCUUCUCUUCCCCUGGCACAACUCAGGGUGAGUUUCUGGCUUCUUGACAAAUAGAAAAAGAACCUAAAAUGUCACUGGAGCGAUAUCAGCUAUCCACCCAUGUUAACCUAGUUCAGCAUUUCAUCUUUCUGUAUCCAGAUCUAUUAAAGGCCAGUUUUUGUCAUUAUUACUUUCAAAUAUCAUCUGAGAUCAGAUAAUAUAGUCUCAGCUCGUAAAGCCCAUCCAUUUAUAUACUUAUCUUGGAGAGCAAUAACAAACUUGACUAAUUUUUGUUUGCUUGUUCAAAAUUCUAAUUUUCACACACUCUGUGGUGUGCUCUAGAAGGUUUGAUUGCAUGAUUUUAACCUCAAGAUCCAGUCUUUUCCUUGUCACCUGGCCCAGGGGUCCACCUAGGACAAGAGAGAAGUGUUGCCAUGAGAACAGACCAUCUGAGUCCUUGGCGGGAAUAAGCAUCGCUCUAGCAAAGACUCCGGGCAUCUGACUUGACUGAGGUCAAAUGAGCCAAACGGGAGAAAGCCUCUUCCAGUGAUGCUGCUCGAAUGUUGGUACGGUGCCAUAGUCUAUAAUGGGCAAUGGCAUCUCACCAGUCAUCUGCUCAAGACUUGGUUUGCUACCACUUGUCCCAGAUCAAUGUUUUGUUCCAUCCCUAUGGCCAUCAAGCUGCCUUUCAAAACUAAGUCUUCUAAAAUCCUAGAAAGUAUCCCAGACUGGCUGAAGGAAUGUGGAGCCCUUGGUGGCCAGAAUUUAGUUUGAAACUCCAAAUAGCAAUUCUAAGACUGCAAAAUCAUGUUUGUCUUCUUAAAUAAUUGUUUUCAGCACAUUUUGAAAAAUGACCUGGAAUGCCCAUGGACAUGCAAUAUUUAUAUCUGUGUUAUCUUUACUGUGAUUCGCUUUGUUAAAAAUGACAUGGGUAAUCUUCAUCAGAUUAUAUAAUAAUAUUUAUUUUCCAUUUAAAAAUUAUUUUGGGUUAUGCAAAUACAGUAGGCUUCAUAUUUGAAUUUUUGAGAGCCAUUGUUUUCCCUAAGCACUCCGACAAUCAGUUGCGGAUGAUGAAAAUUUACUAGGUUUGUCUUUUCCUUGUACUUCGCUUGAUACAGGUCUGGUAGUUAAUCUGCUUUGUAAUGGAUACAAGUAAGAAGGACUUUAAUGUGACAACUGUCACCUCAUAACUGCCUCUUUUUAACUUAUUUUAUAGCCUAUCAUGCAGCUAAUAUAUAGUAGAAUGCAAAUAGCAUAUUCAUGAGUUAAGAUUUUGUUUACAUUUUCUGUCAAGAUUGUUAUUACUUUCAAAGUUCCCAAAAUGUUUAUACUCAUGCACCCUUUUGAGCAAACUCCAGGAGAUGGUGAAGGACAGGGAAGCCUGGCAUGCUUCAGUCCACAGGGUGGCAAAGAGUUGGACACGACUGAGCGACUGAACAGCAACAACCCCUAAUUUCAGUAAUAUUUUCAAGGCCACCCAGCAAGAAUCGCCAACACGCCCCUUUAUUAACUAGUCAGGUCCAAACAACGUAGUAGUCGUGCAUUCCAUGUCUGACUGACGUCACUCCAUGUCUGACUGACGUCACUCCGCCAUCCUGAACAUUUAAACAUGUCCUGUAUGUUUCCUGGGGGUUCCCUGGGGCCUCAGACAGUAAGAAUCCGCCUGCGAUGCAGGAGACCCGGGUUCAGUCCCUGGGUCAGGAAGGUCCUCUGGAGGAGGGCAUGGCAGCCCACUCCAGUGUUCCUGCCUGGAGAAUCCCACGGACAGAGGAGCCUGGCGGCUGCAGUCCAGGGAGUCUCAGAGUUGGAUCCGGCUGAGUGACGAACACCGCCUGACCUGAGUUUGCCGAGUGAGGUCAGCAGACAGGUGACGGGGGGUUAACUCCUUAUGUUCAAUGAUGUGUGGGUCUCACGAAAAGAGGAUUCUUAGGAGAAAAGUUAGAGGCCAGUACUCUUUUUUUUU